AUGGUCAGAAAGUAUUGCAUUGUACCUCUGUGUACAAAUUCAAGUGAAAAAACACCUGACAAGCUGUUUUUUAAUGUCCCGAAAAAGGAUGAAAUAAGAAAAAAGUGGUUAAAGGCGACAAGAAGAACAGAUCCUCUCAAAGUCACCAGUAGUAUUCAUUGUUGUGAAGAUCAUUUUGAUGUUGAAAACGACAUGGACAACUAUGUCAAGUAUAAGCUAGUAGGAGGACGGCUGAAACUUAAAGAAGGUGUAGUACCUCACAAGUUUGCAUGUCAAAAGCAAUUAAAUGAGACACCUGUACGGUCCCUUAUAGAAAAAGAUAAAAAAGAUGAAAUUAUUAAGAAAAUUCGGAGUGAAGAUAUAAGAGUAGAUGUUGCUUCUACUUCAUACAAUAUUGAACACACAAUUGAUGUCCACAUUGUAAAUUCUACAGAAGUUGAAGAGGAUCCUCUGAAAGAUGCGACAGUUGAUGAUAAUUUAGACUAUACCAGGGACAAAUCUGUUAAGAAACAGCAUAAAAAAAUUCAGGUAGACAUAAAAAAGAAAGUUCAUCACAAAGGUACUACAACUGAUGAUAAGCUUUUUUUAUGUGCCUGCAAACAAAAAUAA
Parnassius mnemosyne (clouded apollo) is the source of this 609-nucleotide messenger RNA. The record is from the annotation of a GenBank genome assembly. NCBI's taxonomy places the organism in Eukaryota, Metazoa, Arthropoda, Insecta, Lepidoptera, Papilionidae.